AUGGUGGGCUGGAAGGUGGCGGUUCUCUGUCUGUGCAUCUCUUGCGGCUCCUGCGCGGGGCAGCUCGAGUACUCAGCAUUGGAGGAGACGGAGCCGGGAGUAGCUGUAGGCAACGUGGCGGCGGAUUUGAGGCUGUCAGCGGCCGCGCUGUCGUUGAGGAACUUUCGGUUCCUUUCUAGUCACCAUGAGCCCUACUUCGAAGUGGACCCGGCCAGCGGUAGCUUGGUGGUGCGGGAGCCGGUGGACCGCGAACGGCUGUGCGGGGCCAAAACUGCCUGCCUCCUGACCUACGAGCUGGUGCUGAGUGACCCACUGGAGCUGCACAAGGUGCGUGUUCACGUCCUGGACGCCAAUGACAACGCGCCUCAUUUCGCUGCUGGCGACGUGCAGCUGCACAUCCCCGAGUUCCUGACACCCGGCGCCCGGUUUACUCUUCCCGGCGCUCUGGAUGCAGACGAGGGAAGUAAUGGGGCGCUAAGCUACAGCCUGAGCCCCAGCCCCCACUUCCGCCUGGCCAUGGGGGCGCGGGCCGACGGCAGCGAGUUCCCGGAGUUGGUGCUGGAGGAAGCGCUGGAUCGGGAGCAGCGCGCCACCCACCGACUGGUGCUCACGGCGCGGGACGGCGGGCGGCCUGCGCGCUCCGGGGACGCACAAGUCACCGUCCUCGUGGUGGACACCAACGACAACGCGCCGGUGUUUGAGCGCUCUGUGUACCGCACGAAGACUCCAGAGACUGCCCCCAAUGGGACAGUACUGUUGCAAGUUCAGGCCUCGGACCCGGAUGAAGGUUCCAAUGGGGAAAUCCGCUACUCCUUAAGCAACAGCACACGAGCAGAUCUGAGACACCUCUUUCAUGUGCAUCCGAGAAGUGGGGAGGUGAGUGUAGCGGGGUGGCUAGGUCCGCCAGAAACGCUGUUGGAGGCUUACAUCGAAGCGAGGGAUGAGGGCGCCUUUGGCCUAGCAAGCACUGCUAAGCUGCUGGUGGAAGUGACAGACGUCAACGAUCAUGCCCCGGAGGUGAACUUCGUGACUUUAUCCAGCCCUGUUUCUGAGAACACUGCUCCUGGCACAGUGAUUGCGCUUCUCAGUGUAAGGGAUGAGGAUCUCGGUCCCAAUGGUCGGGUCACUUGUAGCAUGUCCAGUGGAGGCCCUUUCCAGCUGAAGGCUUCUUUUGACAACUAUUAUAGUCUUCUGACUGAUGGGGCACUGGACCGGGAGCAGACCAGUGAAUACCGGAUCUUGAUCACAGCCUCAGACGGCGGGUCGCCCCCACUUAGCACCCGCAAGACACUCACUGUGUCAGUUGCCGAUGUGAACGACAAUACACCAAGCUUUGCGCAACAACAACAGGAACUCUUUGUGGCAGAAAACAACGGCCCUGGUGCCUCCUUGGGGCGCGUGUUUGCUCAGGAUCCGGACCUGGGGGAGAAUGGCCUUGUCUUUUAUAAACUCUUGGACGUUAACUCUGAAGACCUACCAGCCUCCAGCUUGGUGGUGGUGGAAUCCUCCUCUGGGGCGAUCACUGCCAAAACUUCCUUUGACUUUGAGCGACUCAGGGGGUUUCCCUUUCAGGUAGAAGCCAGGGAUGGUGGCAUCCCUCCCCGAAGCACAACGGUGAGUGUGAACGUGUUUGUAGUGGAUAGGAACGACAAUGCUCCAGUCAUCUUGUUUCCCUUGCCCAGGAAUGGCUCUGUACCAGUGGAAAUUGUUCCUCGCACUGCCAGAAGUGGGCACUUGGUCACAAAAGUGGUAGCCGAGGAUGCAGACAGUGGCUCCAAUGCCUGGCUUUCCUACCAUGUCUCUCAGGCUUCUGAUUUUAGCCUUUUCAGAAUUUCGACUAGUAUGGGAGAACUUCGGACAGCUCGCUUAGUUCUUCCCACUGAUGCAGUUAAGCAGCGAGUGGUGGUGGUGGUUCAGGACCAUGGACAUCCACCACUUUCCUCCUCGGUCACCUUGGGUGUGCUGUUGAGCAACUCUGUGCCUCAGGUCCUUCCAGACUUUGAAGAUGCCUGGGAAACAGGAGGGCAGCUUUCUGUCCAGAACUUGUAUUUAGUCAUUGCUCUAGCCUGCAUUUCCUUUUUAUUUCUGGGGUGCGUGCUUUUCUUUCUGUGCAGCAAAUGGAACCAGAGCCUAGUUUGUAGCUCACUGAGCUGUUGUGCAGCUUGCUGUAGCUCUCCAGAGGAGGUGACAUAUGCAAAGAAGAGGACUUCAAAUCCCUGCAUGGCAUCAACCACAAUAGAUGUCACUACAGUUGAGAGACUGUCUCAGACCUAUCUCUAUCGGGCCUCUCUGGGACUUGGUUCUGAUAAUAAACAUUUGCUAUUGCCUGGGAAAUACAGUGCUGCUGACCUGAGAAAUCUGUCCACUGGGGUAGGAUUGAAUUUGCCGAUAUCCUGUAUUCAGAUUCGAAAUAGGAAAGGAGAUCACACGAAUGCCAAUGCUAUGGUAAGCAAAUAUUUUUUGGAAUAUUCCUUAUGUAAGCCUUCAUGA
Molecule: messenger RNA, 2490 nt
Organism: Elephantulus edwardii (Cape elephant shrew)
Lineage: Eukaryota; Metazoa; Chordata; Mammalia; Macroscelidea; Macroscelididae
Gene: PCDHAC1
Product: protocadherin alpha subfamily C, 1
Exons: 1
Coding region: 1-2490 (829 amino acids)
Biological process (GO): homophilic cell-cell adhesion
Cellular component (GO): plasma membrane
Molecular function (GO): calcium ion binding
Source: RefSeq, a predicted model, not a curated record